Molecule: messenger RNA, 1596 nt
Organism: Populus trichocarpa (black cottonwood)
Lineage: Eukaryota; Viridiplantae; Streptophyta; Magnoliopsida; Malpighiales; Salicaceae
Product: heavy metal-associated isoprenylated plant protein 9
Exons: 5
Coding region: 431-1375 (314 amino acids)
Molecular function (GO): metal ion binding
Source: RefSeq, a predicted model, not a curated record
ACUUCUCUUUUCCCAUCUCUCCCUUGGCCUCACCAAUUGAUCAUCUCCCCUUACUUUCUCUAUAAAUUUGCCAACCCUACUUCACUGCUUUCCUCCCCGCCCUUCUUCUACCUCUUGAUUAUUAGCCUUGCAGGUUCAAAAGAAUUCUGAAGGAAAUAAUAUUGUAGUGACGCUUUAGUCUCUUUGUCCAUUUAGUGGCAUUCCAUGUGCCUUGGAAUCACAUUGCUAUACUUUGUGUUAUUAAUUAAACCCCACCGUCCAUUAAUACAUCGCUCACUGUCUCUCACACUCUCCUAUACGUAUAUAAACUGUGGUCCCUUGCUGGUCUUGAUUAUCCAGGCCUCUCUCUCACAUCUUGUUGUUUAGUUCUUGUAUUAAUUGGUUCAUCACCUCAUUCUCAGGAAGAAGUUUGCUUUAGUUGUUUGUGCAAAUGGGGGAAGAAGCUAAGCAGGAACAAGCCAAGGCAGAGGCUAAGCCAGAAGAGAAGAAGGAAGAAAAUGUAGAGGAGAAGAAGGAGGAGAAACCAGCAGAGGAAGCAAAGAAGGAAGAACCAAAGCCACCAUCUCCAUUUGUCUUGUUUGUGGACUUGCAUUGUGUGGGGUGUGCCAAGAAGAUUGAGAGGUCCAUCAUGAAGAUUAGAGGUGUGGAAGGGGUUGUGAUGGACAUGGCACAAAACCAAGUGACUAUAAAGGGGAUAGUGGAAACUCAAGCUGUGUGUAAUAAAAUCAUGAAGAAAACCAGAAGAAGAGCUAAAAUUUUGUCCCCGUUGCCUGAAAAUGAGGGUGAACCAAUGCCCCAAGUUGUCGCUUCACAGGUUAGCGGAUUAACAACUGUGGAGCUUGAUAUAAACAUGCACUGUGAUGCCUGUGCUGAGCAACUUAAGAAAAUGAUUCUCAAAAUGAGAGGAGUGCAAACAGCAGUGACAGACUUGAGCACAAGCAAAGUCACAGUGACUGGGACAAUGGAAGCAAACAAACUAGUGGAUUAUGUUUACAGACGCACCAAAAAGCAAGCCAAGAUAGUCCCACAACCUGAGCCAGAGCCAGAGCCAGCAAAGGUAGAAGAGAAACCAGCAGAAGAAGCAAAACCAGCUGAAGAGAAAAAGGAAGAGCAGAAAGAAGAAAAGAAAGAAGAGGAAAAACCAGCAGAAGAAGAUAAAAAGGAAGGAGGUGGUGACAGCCCUGAAAAAAAUGAGAAGAAAGAAGAUGAAGGGCACAAAGAAGUAGUAGAGAAUAUUGACAUCAUGAACAACAUUGAUGAGGAAAACAUGAAGAGGAUGAUGCAUUAUUAUGAUCAGCCACUUUACGUGAUUGAGAGAAUCCCACCUCCUCAGCUCUUCAGUGAUGAGAAUCCCAAUGCAUGUUGCAUUUCAUGAUCUUGUAAUCAUAUAUAUUAAUCAGUUUCCAUAUAAAUUGUUUAUAGCAAGCAGCACAUUUACACCACCAUUGCUCAUGGUGAGAUAGAAUUUAGAGAGGAGUUGAUGAGAUGGUGUUGAUAUAAGUCCGCUGUGGGGAAGAUAAACAUGAGAUCUCCUGCUGUAUUUUGUGUACCAUAUUAAUUGAAGUAUGCAACGCAUGGUCAUUCCAUCUCCAUGAA